Messenger RNA from Psylliodes chrysocephalus, 746 nucleotides. The record is from the annotation of a GenBank genome assembly. Lineage: Eukaryota; Metazoa; Arthropoda; Insecta; Coleoptera; Chrysomelidae.
CUUUUACGAGCGCCAUCUAAGUGAGGAAAAGCUAACAGUUCAUUUAAUUUUAUAUGUACUUAUGAAACACUCUAUUUAGACAUUAUAUCAACUGCUCCAAAAUAAACCUUCCGAAUUCCAGUCUUAACAUAAAAUGAUGGAAAAACAACACGCAAAGUCCCUAUCCCGAAGUCCAAGGGUUUAAAAUAUCGCAAACAUAUGACAGUGGCAAUGCGGUCAAAGCCCGGAUUUUAUGCCUAACUAAAACUGUACCUUCACCCUCUGGAGAAUGAGGUUAAAUAUUGCUGUUUUCGUUUGUCGACCACAGAAGACCCUUUUUCGGUAUAAUUUCUAGUCAUUUCCUCAUAUUUUUGCAGCCCCGAAUAGCCCUAUGAAUUAAUUUCUGUUUUUAGUGGAGAAACAUGGAUGUAAAGUUGAAAGUAGGAACAUAUUUUGCUUGGACGAAGGACAUGUUGCAGUUGGAAUCCCUUCUAACGAACAAAAAUAAAAACAAUCCAAUGAAGUGGCAGGUCCGUCAAUUGAUUCAGUGUCUCCUUCAAUACUGCCAUCACUGUUACAUGUGCGUCCAAAUCGACAAAAAAAUUAUAAAACAGUACGAAACAAAGGAAGCACGUACGUUAAGCAUCACGAAACUUGAAAGAUUGGUGCUUUUGAAGCAACUGCAUGUUCUAAAUCUUAAAAAGGCAAAAUUUGAUAAAGAAUUAAAUAAAGAUCAUGUUCUAAGAGAAGGAUAGAAAAAUUAUACU